Podospora bellae-mahoneyi is the source of this 1779-nucleotide messenger RNA. RefSeq lists its product as uncharacterized. Gene Ontology annotation, molecular function: DNA-binding transcription factor activity. Lineage: Eukaryota; Fungi; Ascomycota; Sordariomycetes; Sordariales; Podosporaceae. The transcript has a single exon. The record is from RefSeq and is a predicted model, not a curated record. The coding region runs from base 1 to 1779 and encodes 592 amino acids.
AUGGCUGGCCACUUCUCAACCAUCUUCAGCAGCACUUCGAGCUUUGGAUAUGCGAACAUUGACGUUCCUAUCCAAGACUUGGCUGCGACACAGACUGAGGAUAACCUUUACAUCGACCCUAUCCUCUCCGCCACCACUCAGCGGUUCCUGAACGACACCCACUCCAAGACAUACUUUACGAGCAUGGGCGUUUCCGCUAUUCCACCACCGACGCAACAACGAUUCGCCAGUCCCAUGUCUUCCCACGAGCCGUCCUCCGCCUCGGGCAGCGCCCCGAGUCCCGGUGCUGAGACUGAAUCUUACUACGAGCAUCCCACGACCCCCCCUGAGGUCCCAUCUGUCUUCUCACCCACGCCAGGGCAGUUUGACGACUUCUCGAGCACUCACGACGCCAUCAUCAGGUUCACGGGCUCGGGCAUGAUGCCGAGCUACGGGGCCUGGACUGACGGCGGCAUGAACUCGCUCUACAACGACAACGACAUGGACUACAGCCAGGGCAUGUUCUUUGAGCCGAGCUACACACCCACCCAGUGCGACAUGAGCACCAACCAAAACACCGUCGGCUCCGACUUUAUUCGUCUUGCCAGUCCGGCCGAGGACAUGCCCAUGAUCAAGGAGGAGAUCCAGGCUUCUACUUCUUACUCUUCUCCCCUUAAGCGGGAGCUCGACCACGACAGCGACUCCUCUUCCGAGGAGUCUUCCCUCCCCCCAACCCCCAAACGCCACUCCGACUCUGGCUCUGAAGACGAGCACCGCCCUGCCAAGAAAACCAAACUCAACAACAACAACCAUCCCGCUCCCAUCAUCCAACAACAAUGCAUCCCAACCCAAGCCUGGCACCCCCAGCCUCAACAACAACAACAACAACAACAACAACCGCCCAAGCAGCAGCGGCUCCCCAAACCCUCCCCACGCCGGAUCAACCAUUUGGCUCCCUCCUCGGUAUCCUUCAAAUGCCCCGACUGCAACCGAACCGACUUUCCCGACCGCACCGACUUUGAUACCCACGUCAAGAAGCAGCACACCCGCCCCUUCACUUGCGUGUUCCACUUUGCCGGCUGCGAAGCGACCUUUGCGGCCAAGAACGAAUGGAAGCGUCACGUCAUCACGCAGCACCUGCUGCUGGACUACUGGCUCUGCACAGAGGGUGUGUGCGCCAAGACGAACAAUGGCGGCUGUCGUCUGCCGAAUGGGGCGAUUUUCAAUCGCAAGGAUUUGUACACCCAGCACCUGAAGAGGAUGCACAUGCCUGCUGGGGCGAAGAAACUUUGUGCUGGGAGGGCGAAUAAAGGGGGGGUGUUGACGCCGGGGGAGAAGGAAGAGAUGGCCGGGUGGGAGGUGAGGUUGAGGGAGCUGCAGGAGAGGGGGAAGAGGGAGAGGUGUAAGCUGCCUGAGGUUAUGAGGUGUCCUGUCAAGGGGUGUAAGGUGGGGGAGUUUAGGGGCCCGGAGGCGUGGGAUCAGAGGAUGGAGCAUGUGGCUAAGCAUCUGGAGGGGGCGGCGUUGGGGAGGGAGGGGCAGGUCAGGUUUGGGGGGGAUGAGGAUGGGAGCUUGGUUGAGUGGGCUAGGAGUAGGGAGGUGGGGAUUAUUGAACGGGGGGGACGGGGGGGGAGGUGGGAGUUGAGGAAGGUGUUGGAGAGGCAGGGGGGUGGCGGGAACGGGCAGGUUAGGGGGGGACAGGGACAAAAAGGGAGGGGGGUGAGGGAGGAGAUUGUGGUUAGUGGGAGGGGGGAGGAGGAGGAUGCGGAGGGGGAUGUUGAUGCUGAGGGGGAGGAGGAGUAA